UUUGUCGUUCCAGAGAGACGGCGCUCACGCUCGUCCUCGCGAGAUCGUGAGAGGAGGCGCAGGGAGCGCGAGAGGUCCCGGUCCCGCGACAGAGACAGACGAAGGUCACGCUCGCGUUCCCCCCACAGACGCAGAUCCAGGUCUCCACGGCGACACCGCUCCUCCUCCCUAUCUCCACUGCGGCAGAAGGACAGACGGGACGAUGACAGGAAGGAAGUUAAGGACAAACCAGCAAAGGUCCAUCAGAUAUCAGCUGAGGACAUGCAAGGAAAGACUGAGGAGGAAAUCGAGAUGAUGAAACUGAUGGGCUUUGGAGCCUUUGACAGCACAAAGGGCAAGAAGAAGGAGGGAUCCAAUGCUGCGUUUGCAUUUAACGUGUCGCAAAAGAGAAAAUACAGGCAAUACAUGAACAGGAAAGGUGGUUUCAACAGACCUUUGGAUUUUAUUGCCUGAUGGAGUCGUCAGUAACCACGUUUUAACGACUUUGAUGUCUUUGUGAUUAAACGUAUAUUCUCUUUUCUUCCCCGAGUUUAUGUAAAUCUGUGUUUCAGCAGUUUUUCCAUCUGUUUUGUUUUUCAGUUAAUGGCUGUAAUGUAAGCGUCAGUUUAGUUUGUAGGAGCAAAUAUUAAAAGGAUUUGAUAUUGCGCAUUGAUUGCCUUGUAUACCUUAUUUAGCAGUACUGAAUAAAUGGGAACUCAUAAUGAAUA
Molecule: messenger RNA, 707 nt
Organism: Sinocyclocheilus rhinocerous
Lineage: Eukaryota; Metazoa; Chordata; Actinopteri; Cypriniformes; Cyprinidae
Gene: snrnp27
Product: small nuclear ribonucleoprotein 27 (U4/U6.U5)
Exons: 5
Biological process (GO): RNA splicing
Cellular component (GO): precatalytic spliceosome
Source: RefSeq, a predicted model, not a curated record